AUGUCGACUGCUUCAUCUAAUGAUGAAUCUGACACAUUCAAAUAUUAUGCAUUUCAAAGCUUAGAUCUUACAGUUGCCAUCACCCAGCUUAGGCUCAAUUCCAGUUUAAGCUCUAGUUAUGACUUAAAUAACCAGGCAUCUGGG
Molecule: messenger RNA, 144 nt
Organism: Funneliformis mosseae
Lineage: Eukaryota; Fungi; Glomeromycota; Glomeromycetes; Glomerales; Glomeraceae
Source: the annotation of a GenBank genome assembly